Molecule: messenger RNA, 5121 nt
Organism: Necator americanus (New World hookworm)
Lineage: Eukaryota; Metazoa; Nematoda; Chromadorea; Rhabditida; Ancylostomatidae
Exons: 42
Coding region: 1-5121 (1706 amino acids)
Biological process (GO): lipid homeostasis; triglyceride catabolic process
Cellular component (GO): cytoplasm; lipid droplet; membrane
Molecular function (GO): triacylglycerol lipase activity
Source: RefSeq, a predicted model, not a curated record
AUGAUACGGUGGUUUUCUCGGCUGGGCUCACCGAGCCCUUCGCCUACCAAUUCUCCUGCUGCUAUUAAUGGAUCACCACGAAAAGAGGCAGUCCCCGAAAGCUGGAGUGUUGCGUACGCAUCGGAUCCUACCGAAUGGGAACGGAAGUUCGAUGAAUGCUGGGAUAUAGUCGAAAAGAUUUUGGACAAGAAAGAAUGCGAUCCAGAGCAUGAUAUCACAUAUAAUGAGAUGACUCAACUCAUUGCUCAGCUGACUCGAAUGUGCCAAUUGCUGAUGAUGGAAGUGAACGCGCAACCCGAACCCGCUAUUGGUCCAAUACUUGAUCGUUAUUUCACGCAACAAAUCAUGGAACGAGUCCUUGAUUGGGCUAUCCAAGUCCCCGAUUUUCUGAAACCAACUUGUCAGCUAGCACUUAUUCGAGUCUAUGAAUUGAUUGUGUCUGAAAGUCACACUCAAAAUCAUUGCUUGCUGGUUCAUAAACCGAUUUUGAACCCGCUUCUCAGGCUAUUUGAGUGGUGUGAGCGAGCAGAUGGCUUGCGGCCGAACAAGUUGGGACACCCAUCUGCUACUGAAAAACAUUUUGUUGUGUUGCUCAACCAGAUUUGUACGAAACUAGCAGAAGACCGUACCCUCCUUCAUUUCUUUUUUUCUUGCACAGAUGGUGCUGACCAAUUUAUAGUGUUCUCGCUACUUAUUCCAUUUUUAUACGAACAGAACGAUGUUGGGCAGCUGGCCCGAGAUGCAUUACUGUUGAUUCUUUCCGUUUCCGCAAAACAUGAACAAAUAGCCGAAUUCGUUGCCUACAAGAGUGCCUUUUGCCCUGUCGUCGCAACGGGGCUCUCCGGGUGUUUUUCUCAACUGGGUCGUAUUUUAACCGGUGAUGGUGCGGAACGGAUUGUGCCUGAGCACGCUGCUGAGUCUCUCGCUAAUUUCCACUCUUCGCUGCUUUUUUGCAAUGCGGUGGUUCAGGCGGCUCAUCCCUCCGUGGUCGAACAAAUCUGUAAUUUUUUCUACUCUGGCUUUCUGAUAUCUGUUGUGAAACCAGCACUUCUUCAGGAAGAACAGGAAGGUGUUGCUGCAGCUACGGUUUAUCUUCAACUUUGCGUGGAAACAGUCACGGAAGCUCCUUUGCUUCGAACGAUCAUCAGGAUGCUGUUGCUUGAACGUGACGAUGAGCGUCGGUUACUUGUUGAAGUGAUCGUCGGUCGAGUUGCGAGCGGAGAUAAGCUUGGUGUCGUUUCACUUUCCCUACUCGAUUCACUUCUUCAAAUAGGCUGUGAAGAUCUUAUGCUGGUCCUUGUUCUUCGACACCUUUUACCUAUGUACCAUGUAAGUCGAGCACAACUAAGUAAAGUGAGAGACAGGUGCCAAGCUUUGGCGUCUGCCGAGCGACUUCUUGACUGUGUUCCACAGUGCAUGUUAACUUUCCCUGAGAUCUGCUCAGAGGAAACGGUGUCUUUAUAUUUGCAAGAGGGAGCACAACUAGUAGAAAAACGUGCAAAAGCUUGUUCUGCGUGGAAGUGGCGUUAUGACGGCGUUCAUCCAAGCCCAUUAUUGUUCCGAGGAGACAGUGAUGAGGAACCGAACUUACAUACGCCGUUUACACGUCUCUCUUCGUGUAGAUCAUCUAUGUCCUCGGCAUCUUUCGGGUUGAAUCGGUAUUUUGCAUCCAAGAACUCUCAUCUCACCUCGGAUUCUGCUCUAGGAGUUGGUGAGAACUUCGCUGGUCUUCUGGCCGAGUUGGGUGGUUCACCGCCUCAUUCACUCGACGGUAGUAUAAGUCCUGUAGAAGAAGACUCUGAGUUUAUCUUACCUCCUAUCAACACCUCAUCGAUUAUGACUUCAUCGAUGGUGGACUAUUUCCAACUGGCAGCUUAUGAUGAUCUCUCAGAAAGUGAAGAUUCCCCCAGUAGCCUGGAUAAAAAGGACUUGCGAAUUGAAGGGAAGAAAAUUCAAUGCGAAAAACAGGGGUCAGUGUCAGAAGCUGAAUCAGCGACUACAGGGCAAGGAUUUGACACUGAUGCUGAGAUGGCCAGGUCUUUUGUGCUUAGCGGAUGGGCAGAUGUUGAGGAUCUAGAUACGUUUAUCUCUUUGCUGGAUCGAAGGACAGUUCCGAGCAAACAGAAAAUGUCAUCGGCGGAGACGAUGGCAUUCAUUGACUCGAAGUUGCAAUACAUGAGGGAAAUGGAGAUGGAGAAACAGGAGCCUCCUGAGAUCAAAAAAGAGGUGAAAGAGAAGGAGCGAGUGGUACAAGUACACGGACAGCUAAUUGAUGCUGGACAAGAUGGUUCUCUCUUUCUUGACUCUUUGCUGACGCAACUAGCAGAAAUGACUGAACACUCUUUGGCAUUCAAUCUACAACUGGCCAACGUUUUGUGCUCACUGGCAGCGUAUCCACAGCCUUUGCUAGUCGCAAGCAUUUUCAACACUAAACCGAGCGAUGGAUUCCCGCAUUUGAUACAGGUUUUAACUGAAUUGAAAGAACGCGUUGAUGCUGCGGCAAAUGCUAUCGAAGGACUUGAUGUCUAUGUCGGUAGAGCAUUACGCACGUUGAAUGGACGUGCAGAGAAGAUGGAGCGAUAUUCGGACGGAUAUAUAGCUCGGCUGUCGGAUUCCCCGCGUGACGAUGCUUUCGCACCGAUCACUUCAUUCCUACGAGGACGUCCUUUCGGUAGCUCAGGAAGGAGAUCACAUGGCAUAAGAUACCACAGCCAUAAAGCUGUCGAGUCUGAAGCAGCGGCUCGUGACGAUGCCGCUUCGAAGAACAUCGUACAUGCGGCUAUUGUCUUGGCGAACCUAUGCCAAUACCUUGCUGGUAUCGCGAUGCAACAAUCUGUUGCUGUUUGCAGAUCUCUGACGCAACCACGGUCAACAGUUUGGUUCACAAAUCAGCAGUUUAGGAUUUCAAUCGAUAGACGGCGGAAAUGUCUCCGCCAAACUCCGCACGUCUGCUGCGGUCGGACGAUGUCACGCCAUUUCGCCGUAGAUGAUGGGUUCAAAAUGACUAUGAUAAAUAGUUAUCCGGAACGGAUGAAUUUAUCAUUUUCUGGAUGCGGAUUCCUAUGUAUAUAUCAUGCAGGAGUUGCUGCUGCAAUAAAGGAAUACGCACCUCAUCUUAUCCAAAACAAAAUUUCCGGAGCAUCAGCAGGAGCUAUAGUAGCAGCUGGGCUUGUCACGAAUGUUUGCAUAUCGCAAGCCACUAGCACGAUUUUGAAGAUCGUCACGCAGGCACGAUCACGGGCACUAGGUCCUUUACAUCCUGCUUUCAAUCUUCUCGGUUUGGUGCGUGAGGAAAUUGAGCACAUAUUACCCCCAAAUUCUUACAAAAAAUGUUCUGGACGCCUACAGAUUUCUUUAACUCGUUGGCGAGAUAACAAGAAUGUGGUCGUCACAGAGUUUGAAUCUAACGAAGAAUUGAUAGAUGCUAUAAUCUGCAGUUGUUUCAUUCCUAUAUACUGCGGUGUAACACCGCCAACAUAUCGAGGAGAAGCAUAUAUCGACGGUGGUUUCACUGAUAAUCAGCCUUCGUACGACGAUCACACUGUAACAGUGAGCCCCUUUUCUGGGGAAUCCGAUAUCUGUCCCCCUGAUUGGGAUAGUGCAAGCUUUUUUGGCAUCUGCUUCUCAAAAACGUCAAUACGAUUCACGACACGUAAUCUUUUUCGACUAACAGCAUGUUUAAUGCCUCCAUCAACAGAGGACUGCUCCAAAAUGUGUCUGCAAGGAUUUGAAGAUGCGCUUCGAUUUCUAUCGAAGAAUGCUAUGGCACCAUGCAUUCGCUGUCUAACAGUACAAACUAACGUGGAUCAAAUUUUGGAGAGUUACAGUCCUAUAGAAGAUCGUUUGCAAGUACCCAUGAUUGCUCCACGACUACGGCGGACUAAUUCUGCUGCCGCUAAGAGGCGGCUCGAGUCUGAGUGUGAUACUUGCUGUGAAAGUGAACAUAUGUACAACACAUCAGUGAGCGAAGUGUUCCCAUCGAUAAUGACAAAAACUUUCGAUGAAGCGUUCGCUGCUGAAGACUCUUUCUUCAAAUACUUGUUGUCGUUUCGAAUGUUCCGAUAUGCACGAAUGGCUUUAGGGGUUGGAAAACUGCCGUGGGACAUGCUGCUUAUUUUCGUGAAGAAUGUGAUUUCAUGGCUAUCAGCGGUUGUUGCUCCUGAGUGGUUAAGGGCUAAGUUUACCGCUCUCGUUGAUUUCGUAUUAAUGGAAGUGGAGCGGCAAAAAUCACGUUACAGCAGGUUCUCCUGUUUGCUACCAGUACCUGAAAUCACUUAUAAUAGACGUGAACCCGAGAUUGAACUCAGUGAGGACGCACGAAAAGAGCUGGCAGUUAUUCGAGAAAGUGAUAAGAGGAAAAGGGCGAAGGCGGAGGCCACAGUGUCAUCUGUCACUUCAAUUCCUUCGAUUGAUUGGACUUUGCUUGAUGAUGCAGAAAAUGAGGAUUCACUCCAGCAUGUCAUCGAAUACAGCGAAAGCCAUGACGCUAUGUAUGAAUUCCACUAUUUGGACGAGAACAACAGAAUACGUACAUUCGAGCUAUUCAACAUGGCCGAUCCAUUCAAACGGCACGAGUGCCACUCGCGUAUCAGCAGCAUACCACCGUCUCGGCCCGUAUCUAUGUUAGUGGAAGAGGAACAAGAAAAUGUAGAAGCGGAAGCAGCUUGUUCAAGCAAAGCAGAUGAGGAAGAUUCAGGACUAUCGGGGGUGGAAGGACAAGCGGAUACCGGCCGACGUGAUGCUUGCUGUUCUCCUGUGCGACAUUUCCCUCCGUUGUUACGAAUGAGCGGACGUGGUAAAGGUUCCAGUCGACGUCAUAUGGGUUCAGGAGGAUCAAGUGGACAACCGUCGACCAGCCGGAAACAACAUUCCACAUCUCGUAGUGGCAGUGUCGUCUCAGGUUCUGGGAUGAACGUGGACGUUAUUCGAUCAGCUUCAUCUGAUUCUGAAGGCGACGGUGCUGAGAAACUAUUCGUACCAGCUAGGCGUCAACGUACUUCAAGUAUUGAAUACGACGGCGAACCGGAACCUAAUGUGAUACAGGUUAUUUCACUGGCUAGUGAAGUACGUACCUCGAAGAUUUCAGCAGGAACUCACCAUUUUGCUCCAGCUGCUGUAUAA